Messenger RNA from Paramecium tetraurelia, 399 nucleotides. RefSeq lists its product as uncharacterized. The transcript has 4 exons. The record is from RefSeq and is a predicted model, not a curated record. NCBI's taxonomy places the organism in Eukaryota, Ciliophora, Oligohymenophorea, Peniculida, Parameciidae.
AUGCAGAAACCUGAAUAAGUGAUGCAAGAUUUUGCUAAUUUAUUGGAUAAAUAUAGAAACGAUCCUGAGGCGUGGUCAUAAAUUUACAAGGUUAUCAAUUAUAAGCCAACUCAAAAUAUUCCUAAAGGAUAAUCGUUAGACCCAGAGAAAAUUCGGGAGUUCCUGAGAUUGGGAAAACCUGGAACUUAAGAAUUCGAUCCUUAUGAUGACAUGAUAUACUUCGAUGACAACAAGGUCAAAGAAAUAGUUUUAAGAUAAAACUUCCUGAUUGCAAAAGGAUAUUUUGAUCCAAAAGCAUACUUCCCAUCAAUUAAUUUAAGUAGUUUAGAUGACACAUCAUUCGAUGAGAAAAUCAAAGAAAUGCUUAAAAUACCAGAUUAAGCUGAUAAGAAAAUUUGA